AUGGAGCUUGCCCUUGCAGCCUUGAUUGCGGUCCCACCGGCAGUUUACUUCGCGGGCCAGCGAUCGCAAGCUGCUGUGGCGGCGAAGUGGGCCCGCCUUGGCGAGUUCAAGGCCCUCAAUGACCACGCCGCUGUCGUGGAGAAGCAUUUCUCGAAGGAGAAAGGAACCGUUCUCCUGAUUGGAAGCAGCGGCUUCGUUGGGGUCCGCAUUCAGGAUCUCCUCGUUGAGGCAGCAGCAACGCACAAGGCAGCCCUGAACCUCGUCUGCGUGGACAUCAACCCCCCGAAGCACUUGCGAGAGGACAUGGUGUACUUCACCGGUGACCUGCGUGAGCCGAAGCACAUUGAAAGCAUUUACGAGGCCAUGAAGAGCCGCGGCUUUCCCAUCAAGGGCACGAUCCACCUGGCAUCGAUCAUCCCCUUUUUGGGCAUCCCGGAAAGCUUCAUCACCCGCGUUAACGUGGAUGGCCUCCAAGAUUCCGUGCAGAUGGCCAAAAAGCACGGCGUCAUGGGCUUCCUGUACACCUCGUCGGCCACCUGCAUCCUGGACGGGGCGAAUGAUGCGCCAGCUGACGGAGUCGAUGAGGAUGCGCCAUAUCCGGCGGUGAACAUGGACACUUACACGACCACCAAGGUGGCAGCAGAAAAGAUCGUCAGCGCGGCCCAC
Symbiodinium necroappetens is the source of this 666-nucleotide messenger RNA. The record is from the annotation of a GenBank genome assembly. Lineage: Eukaryota; Dinophyceae; Suessiales; Symbiodiniaceae.